This is a messenger RNA of Papilio machaon (common yellow swallowtail), 1266 nucleotides long. Its product is annotated as 2-acylglycerol O-acyltransferase 2-A. NCBI's taxonomy places the organism in Eukaryota, Metazoa, Arthropoda, Insecta, Lepidoptera, Papilionidae. The transcript has 5 exons. Gene Ontology annotation, cellular component: endoplasmic reticulum membrane. Gene Ontology annotation, molecular function: diacylglycerol O-acyltransferase activity. The record is from RefSeq and is a predicted model, not a curated record. The coding region runs from base 148 to 1206 and encodes 352 amino acids. Gene Ontology annotation, biological process: triglyceride biosynthetic process.
UAAGUAGUAUGUAAUUGAAAAACUUUGUACGUUUUAUGCGUCAAAGAUAAGAACUAUAACGUGUUCGUCAGUCGCAUCUGGGACGCUGUGAAGUGUGGUUGUGUGAUAUAUGUAUACGUCGAUUUUAUCACGUCAAUGCCCGGCUAGAUGAUGGAGACGGCUGUUGAGAUGUUUCAUUUUGUAUCAGAAAAGCUCGGUAUACAAUGGGCACCGCGAGGCGUUCCAAUGACGCGCCGUCUCCAGACCCUGGGUGCUGCCGGCUGGAUCUGCCUCGUGCUGUUCGGAGAAGCUAUCACUGUACUAGUCUACCUCAGCAUCCUGUACUCUUCGAUGUGGUGGCUCGCGCUGGCCUAUGCGGUCUGGAUGCUGAAAGAUGUUGAAACACCAAAUAAAGGUGGGCGUAGAUUCGAAUGGGUCAGGAAUUGGUCCUGGUGGCGGAACUAUUGCGACUAUUUUCCAAUUAAACUAAUCAAGACUUCUGAAUUGGAUCCAUCGAAGAAUUAUCUCUUCGCUUGUUUCCCGCACGGUGUUGUCAGUUCCGGGGCGUUCGGAGCAUUCGCCACUAACGCCUUAAACUUCUACAAAACAUUCCCUGGCAUGACGUGCCAUAUGAUAACAUUAGGUGGUCAUUUCUUAGUUCCACUGUUCAGAGAUCUGAUUCUUGCGUUAGGUGGAUGCUCGUCAUCAGAAGAGAGUAUAUUGUAUUUAUUAGAUAGAAGGAAACAUACGGGGAAAUGCGUGGCGCUGAUUGUUGGCGGGGCUGCAGAGGCACUGGACUCGCAUCCCGGAGAAUACAGCGUCAUUCUGAGCAGAAGGAGAGGAUUCAUCCGAGUUGCCAUGAAGACUGGGGCACCUAUAGUUCCCGUAUUCUCUUUCGGCGAACCAGACGUGUUCCGUCCAUUCAGCAACCCACGGGACAGUCGGCUGCGUCGGUUCCAGGAGAAGGUCCGCCAGUGGACCGGCAUCUCACCCAUCCUGCCCAUAGGCCGCGGCCUAUUCCAAUAUACGUUCGGCGUAUUUCCUUUACGUUCGCCUAUCACUAUUGUUGUUGGCACUCCAAUGGAGGUAGAAAGAAACUUGGAACCUACUGACGAGGAAGUGGAUGCGGUACAUGCAGAGUUUACGAGAAGAUUGAUAGAAUUAUUCGAAUCUGAGAAGUCCAAAUAUUUGAAGGAUUAUAAAAACAAAACUCUUGUCAUAACAUAAAAAAACUCAAUUAUCAAAAUUAUUUACUACUUCAAAGAAUACUUGAAGGUCUACUGUAUA